Phytophthora sojae is the source of this 324-nucleotide messenger RNA. RefSeq lists its product as hypothetical. The transcript is spliced from 2 exons. NCBI's taxonomy places the organism in Eukaryota, Oomycota, Peronosporomycetes, Peronosporales, Peronosporaceae. The annotation marks the transcript as partial. The record is from RefSeq and is a predicted model, not a curated record.
GAUGACCAUGCGAUGUUUGGAUCUGUUUGGCGAGUUCUAAGUGCGGCUGGUUGGAGUUCAAAGCGUCCAACAGGGCGAAGCUUGAGUGAUCUGUACCGCUAUAUCCGUCCCGGUGGUGACUCGAAUGGAGCAGAGGGUAUCGACUAUUAUCUGGGUGAACGAGCGCUUUUGGAGCACUAUCGGCGGACAUUGGCCAGUAAACCCAAGGCUGUGGCAAUGAAAGAAGAGUUGAUUCGCCGAGCACAUGCGGCUGCCGUAAAAUUUGUUGAUGCUAGCGUAGCAUUUUCACCGGCUGAUGAGGAGUGGAUGCCGCUCAGUUUGUAA